ACUCCAAAUAUUUGCUUCCAAUCUCAUAAAGCCUUUUCACAUCUUAUCCUUUGGUUUAUCGCAUUGGUGACUAUCUCGUAACAACUUCCUGCAUUUCUCUCCAGAGAAUUUGUCAUGGAACUCGGUUUCAGGCACCAACUUGGCCUUGUUUGUGUCAUAUUCCUCUUCCCUGCACUGUGUAACUGCAAGGAACAUUUCACCAAAUCCAGAGCAACCUAUUAUGGUACCCAUGAUGGCUAUGGAGCUCCAAGUGGAGCUUGUGGCUAUGGCGAAUAUGGAAGGACAGUGUAUAAUGGCAGUGUCGCAGAUGUGUCUGGACUAUGGAGAAAUGGAGCUGGCUGUGGUGCAUGUUAUCAGGUAAGGUGCAAAAUACCAAGUUUGUGCGAUGUGAAUGGAGCACACCUGGUGGUAACAGACAAUGGUGCCGGUGACAAUACAGACUUCAUUAUGAGCCCACGCGCCUUCUCAAAAUUGGGACGUAACAACGCUGCAUCUGCAAACCUUAAGAAAUACGGUACAGUGGAUAUUGAAUACAAAAGGGUUCCUUGUACAUACACCAGCAAUGUCUUGUUUCAUAUCAAGGAAGCUAGCACAAACCCUGGUUACUUCGCUGUCGUGAUUCUCAAUGUAAAUGGAAUACACGACAUCACUGCUGUUGAAAUGUGGCAGAAAAGGCAACAACGAUGGGAAGCCUUGCGCAGGUCCUAUGGGGCAGUGUUCGACUAUGCUAACCCACCAAGUGGUGAAAUCCAGUUGAGGUUUCAAUUGGGCUAUAAAUAUUGGGUGCGUUCCAAGAUCCAUAUCCCUGCUAAUUGGAAGCCUGGAGCUACUUAUGACACCAAGGUUAAGCUUCAUUAGAAAGGAAAAAUAAGCACUUUGGGAUCCUUACAAGGCAAUACAAGGGAUUAAGUUUGUUCAUUGUCAAUGUUAUUGAUGUUUUUAUUCUAAAGGGGAUGGGGUUAAUAAUGGGGAUUCAUCUACACUCCAUCUUUGAUUACAUGGAAUAUGAAUAAAAUAAAAUUGCCUUUAUGUUGUUAAUAA
Molecule: messenger RNA, 1041 nt
Organism: Cajanus cajan (pigeon pea)
Lineage: Eukaryota; Viridiplantae; Streptophyta; Magnoliopsida; Fabales; Fabaceae
Product: expansin-like B1
Cellular component (GO): extracellular region
Source: RefSeq, a predicted model, not a curated record